This is a messenger RNA of Cryptosporidium ubiquitum, 354 nucleotides long. Its product is annotated as transcription initiation factor IIA. The record is from RefSeq and is a predicted model, not a curated record. The transcript has a single exon. The coding region runs from base 1 to 354 and encodes 117 amino acids. Lineage: Eukaryota; Apicomplexa; Conoidasida; Eucoccidiorida; Cryptosporidiidae.
AUGGAAGGUACAGACUUUUCAGAAUGGUUGGAGCUAAAUAUUGGUAAGAGCUUUGUUGUUUUAUUAAAUGAGUUUGUAAAUAAUGGUAGGAUUUCUCCAAUUCAAAGUGCAAAAAUGAUAGAAAAUUAUAUAGAAUCAUGUUCUGAAGUUUUAAACAGACAUGUAAAAUCUGGUCGCAAGCUUAAAUGCGAGGGAACCAUUAGCUACUAUAACUGUAUUGAAGGAAAGUGGGAUUUAGUUAUUAAAGAUUUAGUUAUAUUCGGAAAAUCUUUAGGAAGAGUAAAGAGCAAAUAUGUGAAAGUUUCAGGUAAAGAAGUUAAAGAUAUAAUAAGAAUUGGAGGUAAAAAACGGUAG